ACUGUGAAAGCUGAAAGAAGAAGAUGCCUGCGUCGCAAACUGGAUUUGGAGAUUUCUUCCAUGGGAGAAACGUAAGCCUGCCACCUGGAUAUCAGAUAUCAGUCUUAGGAUGCCCACCGGGGGUACAGCCGCCUCCUCACGUGGCAGCUGUUGCUGGGGUCCCAUUAACCUACCCUGGACUGCAGGGCUACAAUUUCAUCCCUUUCCCUCACUCCAGACAUAUAGGACACCUGAACAAUUCUUAUGACGUCAAAGCUGCCUCUUCGUAUCAUCAAGCUCUGCUCGGCCGAAGCGGGUCCUUCUACUCCCCAUACCGCCCGGUGGCUGCUGAGGAUCCCAGUAGGGUGGGCAAGGUGGCGACCCGUGAGAGCACCAGUGCGUUGAAAGCCUGGCUGAACGAGCACCUGAAGAACCCCUAUCCUACCAAGGGCGAGAAGAUUAUGCUGGCAAUCGUAACAAAGAUGAGCCUGACUCAGGUGUCCACCUGGUUCGCUAACGCCAGGAGACGCCUGAAGAAGGAGAACAGGGUCAGCUGGGCGUCCAAAGGAAAGUCCGAUGAAGAAGAGGAAGAAGGAGAUGAGAGUGAAGGAGAAGGUUCCCUGCCUAAGGAGCAGAGCUCGGAUGGUGAGGAUGAAAUUGACCCACAGACCAUAGAUGAAAAGGGCGAGGUUGGGGGAGCGGGAUCCGAUGUGGCGUCCAGAUCGAUCGAUGGGAUUUUUAUACCGAAAAUCGAGGAGGGAGGCAAAGAGGUUCCCGAGACGAGAGAAAAUAAGGACUGUGAAACUUCAAAAUUGGAAUGUAAAGAAAGCGGUGACAUCCAUAAAGCUAAAAUCUGGUCUCUUGCCGAAACGGCAACUUCGGACAUUGGGAGAAAGUCGUGUGACGGCAGCAAAAGCCAGCAGCGGAGCUCGGACAGGUGGUGGGCAGAGUGGGCCUCUAGAAACGGGCAGUAUUUUCCCAUGUGUUACUCUGCGCAUCAUCUCCUGAAACACAGCAGCAACGACCUGAAGAGUUGAUGUGUCAAGGGAGAAAUCGCGCAGUUUCCUGUGCUAAAUUAUGCGGAUUUGGCGAUGUAAAGUUUUAUAUACGCGAAUCCCUUACGGUGUCUGGUUUUCAACCAAAGAUUCUGAACGACUACGUUCAGGUUCGUGUAAA
This is a messenger RNA of Paramormyrops kingsleyae, 1155 nucleotides long. It is a transcript of the gene irx7, whose product is annotated as iroquois homeobox 7. Gene Ontology annotation, biological process: neuron differentiation; cell development; regulation of transcription by RNA polymerase II. Gene Ontology annotation, cellular component: nucleus. NCBI's taxonomy places the organism in Eukaryota, Metazoa, Chordata, Actinopteri, Osteoglossiformes, Mormyridae. The record is from RefSeq and is a predicted model, not a curated record. Gene Ontology annotation, molecular function: DNA-binding transcription factor activity, RNA polymerase II-specific; RNA polymerase II cis-regulatory region sequence-specific DNA binding.